Messenger RNA from Solanum stenotomum, 1626 nucleotides. Its product is annotated as protein VAPYRIN-like. The coding region runs from base 1 to 1626 and encodes 541 amino acids. The record is from RefSeq and is a predicted model, not a curated record. Lineage: Eukaryota; Viridiplantae; Streptophyta; Magnoliopsida; Solanales; Solanaceae. The transcript has 2 exons. Gene Ontology annotation, molecular function: protein binding.
AUGGAUAGGCUAUUAACUCUAGAGCCAUCUAAUGUGGUUACAAUACGACUUGAACCAGGUCAGAAGUGUUCAGGUGAGUUAACCCUACGUAACGUCAUGUACACCAUGCCAGUUGCGUUUCGUCUGCAGCCAGUAAACAAGACACGUUACACGAUCCGUCCUCAAUCGGGGAUCAUCUCUCCUCUAACAACAAUCACUUUGGAGAUAAUUUACCAUCUCCCUCCAAACACAACUCUACCAAACACUUUCCCUCAUUCUGAUGACUCAUUCCUCUUGCAUAGUGUUGUGGCCCCAGGAGCAGCUAUUAACAAUAAGGCCACUUCUCCCACUUUAUUAGAUAUGGUCCCAAUUGAUUGGUUCACUACAAAGAAAAAACAAGUUUUCAUAGAUAGUGCUAUAAAAGUAAUGUUUAUUGGUUCACCUGUUUUGUGCUAUCUUGUUAAAAAAGGCUAUAUGGAUGAAAUUAGAGAGGUUUUAGAAAAAAGUGACUAUAAUUGCAAACCUGCUGACUCAGUUGACUUUGAAGGUCAAACAUUACUACAUUUGGCUAUUUCACAAAGUAGGGCUGAUUUAGUCCAAUUGUUACUUGAAUUUGGGCCUAACAUUGAGGCCCAUAGUAGAUCAUGUUCAAGCCCAUUAGAAGCAGCAGCAGCAUUAGGAGAGUCUUUAAUUGUUGAGCUUUUAUUAGCAAAAAAGGCUAAAACUGAAAGAACAGAGUACUCUGCUUCAGGCCCAAUACAUCUUGCUGCUGGAAAUGGCCAUUUGGAAGUUCUAAAACUACUCUUACUCAAUGGAGCUAAUGUGAAUGCAUUAACGAAAGACGGUAACACGGCCUUGCAUAUCGCGGUGGAGGAAGGUAGACGAGAUUGUGUUCGUGUUUUAUUGGCUAAUGGCGCGAGAGCUGAUGCGCGAAACGAGGGGAAUUGUGAUACACCUUUGCAUAUUGCUGCUGGAUUAGGUGAUGAACAUAUGGUACGUGUUUUAAUUCAAAAAGGUGCUGAGAAAAAUGUACGUAACAAAUAUGGGAAAACUGCUUAUGAUGUUGCUGCAGAACAUGGACAUAACAAGCUUUUCGAUGCUCUACGUUUAGGUGACAACCUAUGUGUAGCGGCUCGAAAAGGAGAGGUAAGAACCAUCCAAUGUCUCCUCGAAAACGGAGCCAGCAUCAACGGACGUGACCAACAUGGUUGGACCGCGUUGCACCGGGCUAGUUUCAAAGGACGAAUAGAAGUUGUAAAAGCAUUAAUAGAAAAUGGAAUUGAUAUAAAUGCAAAAGAUGAAGAUGGAUAUAGUGCAUUACAUUGUGCUGUUGAAUCUGGACAUGUUGAUGUAGCUGAAUUACUAGUUAAAAAAGGUGCAGACAUUGAUUCAAGGACUAAUAAAGGUGUUACUCCGUUACGUAUCGCGGAAUCGUUGAAAUAUUCCGGAUUGACUAGGGUAAUCAUGCAAGGUAACGGAGCGAAAGAACAAGUAGGGGCAAAAUUGGAAAUGAAUUUUGCGAAAUCGUAUGGAAAAAUGGCUAAAGAUGUCGAAAUUAUUGGGAGUGUGAAGAAAAGAAGUCAUGUUAAUAAAUCGUCAAGAGUUCGGAGGAGUAGCAUUGAUAGAACUGUUCCAUUAGCAUGUUGA